Messenger RNA from Dentiscutata erythropus, 400 nucleotides. Lineage: Eukaryota; Fungi; Glomeromycota; Glomeromycetes; Diversisporales; Gigasporaceae. The record is from the annotation of a GenBank genome assembly.
CUUCAAAUGCUUGGUUAUGACAUGUCAUGGGCUUCUUUUCAUGUAGUAGAAGUUAUGUCGUCUCCUAAAUUUCCUCAAAAACAAACAGGAUACUUAGCGGCAACGCAGUCUUUUGGACAAGAUACCGAUGUUUUAAUGCUUACUACAAAUUUAUUUAAAAAAGAUCUCGCGUCAGGGAAUCAUCUUGAAGUGGGAAUUGCUCUUAAUGGAUUAUCCCAUAUUGUUACACCGGAUCUUGCUCGCGACCUUUGUCAAGAUCUAGCUUCUAUGCUCAGUCAUUCUCGACCGUAUGUGAGAAAAAAGGUGGUGCUUGUUCUUUAUAAACUUUUUUUAAAAUUUCCUGAAGCUUUAAGAUUAAGUUUUCCACGAUUAAAGGAACGACUCGAUGAUCCUGAUUCAU